UAUGUAUAUAAGCCAAUGUAUAAUUUCCUUCCUAUAAUUGAUGCCGUCUAUUUUGUAGCUAUCUAUGUUAUGCAGAACGAUACAGUCCUACCAUAUAACCCCAUUCCAAAAACUAACAAGACAAAAGAACAAGUUGUGGAUGUCACCCAAACUACUCAGUCCAACUCGGGUACAAUAAUCACGGUGAGUGUCCAGUGUGGUGUGGUCACUGUGUAUGGUGCGUAUAACAACAGUCAGCCUAGUUUGGCCAGUUACGACUACAUGACCAGUGCAACUGACAUGAAACCGGGUAAUUUAUACCUAGUUAAACAAACAUUAUCCUCUACGUUAUACCUGACGAUAAUUUCCAGGAGACGAUUUGAUCUCAAAAUCUCGGCUUGCAACAAUCCUCAAUACAACGUCAGUUUCGAUGCAACAGAUCCCACUAUAAGAGUGACCUGCCGUCAAAAUAACAAAGAAGUAUUAUGUAGCUCCGAUGAUCUGAAAGACAUACUCGGAAAAAAUAUACCAUAUCCAUGCACGAAGGAAAAUCGCAUAAAGGGGCUAUACGUUUUCCCCUACCCUAACAAACCUGAGAAGUACCUUGAAUGUGGCUCCCAAGGGAAGCUGACCAUCGUCUUGUGUCCGAAAAAUCAAACUUUUGAUGCAACACUGAAGACAUGUAAACACACUGUGACGGCGCCGGCCCUACCAGGCAUCGCUCUGAAGCCCUAUCCUUGCAUCAUUUUCUCUCGGAAAUAUCAUUUUACUCACCCGACGGAUAUUUCAAAAUUCAUACUCUGUGAUCUAAGGGGCAAGGGUCGCGUGGUAGAUUGUCCGGAAACACUAUACUGGCAUCCAGGCAUUGUGGGAUGUGUCUUUACUCCAUUCAGUCAUGUUUGUGGUGCUAACACUUCAGGAAUGCUUCAACCUCACCCAUUCAGUCGUUCCCAUUUCAUAGUGUGUGGCAGCUGCACAAAUUAUCAAAUAAGGAAAUGCGAAUACAACAAAAAAUGGAAUCAAAGCCUGAGCAAAUGUGUUUAUACUUCACCGUUUUGAAUGAAGAAUGGAAUUUCUUAAAUCUCUUUUGAUAGAAUUUUAAUGAAUUUUAAUGAAUAAAUAAUUUGCCACACUUUCUUCUCAUUUUCGAAUUAUGCUAUGAAAGAUCAGUUGUGCUUCUAGAGGACUAAACUAGCACACACACACACACACAAACAUACCUGCACACACAAACGUACUUGCACACAUGAACGUACACACAUACACACACACACACAUGUACAUAAACACACAUUCAUGCAUAUACAUACACAGGUACAUAUACGCACACACAUGCAUACACACAAACACACAUAUGCAUACCCUUACAUAUAUACACAUCAGAAGCAGAAAUUAUUGUUUCUUUCUUUUCGUCUUUUACAGCCCAACACAACAAAUCCCUCUAAUUACUUAAUUAAGCAAUAAAGAUUUUAUACACUGCUUUCAAUUAAUCACUAAUAAGCCCCCUCCUAAUUACAACUACGUAUAUUUCAUGAUUAUAUUUUUAUAUGCUUUUAUGUAAUUUUACUCAAUUUCGUUGCAA
Molecule: messenger RNA, 1561 nt
Organism: Octopus sinensis (East Asian common octopus)
Lineage: Eukaryota; Metazoa; Mollusca; Cephalopoda; Octopoda; Octopodidae
Exons: 5
Coding region: 16-1038 (340 amino acids)
Cellular component (GO): extracellular region
Molecular function (GO): chitin binding
Source: RefSeq, a predicted model, not a curated record